Dendroctonus ponderosae (mountain pine beetle) is the source of this 1211-nucleotide messenger RNA. RefSeq names its product diphthine methyltransferase. The record is from RefSeq and is a predicted model, not a curated record. The coding region runs from base 114 to 1196 and encodes 360 amino acids. Gene Ontology annotation, molecular function: protein binding. The transcript is spliced from 3 exons. NCBI's taxonomy places the organism in Eukaryota, Metazoa, Arthropoda, Insecta, Coleoptera, Curculionidae.
AAGUUGGAAGAAAAGAAUGAAGCGGUGUGUGGGACUUAACCUAAUUUACAUCUUUGUUUUURCGCGACUUAACCUAAUUACACGUACCGGCUAGUUUUAAAUUUAAAAAGAUAAUGGAAAAAGAGGAUUUGCCAGAAACCAUCAACAUUGCAACGCUUUAUAAAUAUACCACCGAAUAUAAUGCAGACUCUGUUGAAUGGUGUCCUCACGAUCCUUGUAAGCAUUUGUUUGUGUGUGGGACUUACCAAUUAAUAGAACACAAAGACAAUAAGACGAGUAAACGAGUGGGUUGCAUUUUACUAUUCUCUGUCAGUCGUAAUGGUUUAGAACUGCAGCAAAAGCUUGAUACCCCAGCUGUUUUGGACCAAAAGUGGUGUCCGAACCCAAUUGGAGGCCUUACUAUAUUAGGAGUAGCUAAUGCAGAACGCAGUCUUGCGUUAUACCAGAUAGAAAAUAAUCAACUGAAAUUUCUAACAAAGUUUGUCUUCCUUGACGAUGAUACAGAAACACUGAUUUUGUCCCUUGAUUGGUCAACUAAUAAAUAUAGUUGCCAACAGCCCCAUAUAGCUUGUAGUGAUUCUAAGGGAAAUAUUCAUUUGUUGCAACUGGUGGAAAAUGAACUGGUUUUGGAGCAGACUUUUCAUGGCCAUGAGUUUCAAGCCUGGAUAACUGGGUUUUACUAUUGGGAUCCUAAUAUAUUUUUUAGUGGCGGUGAUGAUUCCCUUAUGUUGUUAUUCGACAAAAGAUGUGGAACUUCUCCCUUAAAAAAAAUUCGUUAUGAUGCAGGUGUAACGGCGUUGCAUUCCAAUAAGUCUCAUGAAUACAUAAUAGCAGCAGGAAGUUAUGAUGAGCAAGUAAAAUUGUUGGAUACUCGCACCUGUAAGCCCAUAGACAGCGUUCGAAUGCCAGGGCCUCUAUGGCGGCUAAAGUGGGAUCCUUUCGUUCAAACACAUCUGAUAGCAUCGUGUAUGCUAGGAGGUGUACAUAUUAUUAAUACGGAUCAGUGCAAUAGUAUGAGUAUUAUUGACAGUUACUACGAGCAUGAAAAUAUUGCAUAUGGGGGAGACUGGUCUUUCCUAGAUAGCUGUGAAGUGGAUAAAUUUGAUCACAAAGGUAAUCUUGUUUUUGCGUCUUGUUCCUUUUAUGAUAAUUUGUUAUGUGUAUCGAAGUGUGCAGUUGAUUUGCAAAGAGAGUAAACAUAUUUUAAAGAA